ACAGCUUCAAAGAUCCGGCACCGCCAGCAACUCGUCGAGCCACAAUCUGCGCCGCACCACCCAGCAACAUUUGCUGGAUCGCACCGCGUCAGAAUGGCCUCCCACUUCCAGAUCCAGAAGCCAUACGUGCUGGCUUCGCUUCCGCGGCCUGUCGAUCCGACCACAGGCCGUUACGUUGUCGGCAAUGUCUUCGGUUCCCUGCCCGGAUCUCGCAAGCGCAAGCGGUCCGAGCUGGCCAUUGGCACUGAUGGCGACUCCAUGAACAUCUACGACGUUUCCUCGUCGAGGCUCGUCACUUCGUACCCGAUCCCGCCCCAGUCGUCCUUCUCAUGCCCUGCCUAUUCUGUACGAUGCCGAGUCCCCGAAAGCAGAGAUGUGACGCGUUAUACCUAUGUCGCGACUCGUGAUGCCCCCGAAAACACAAUCACCCUGUUCAAAGACUACGUCGAUGCAUCGGGCAAGACCACCGCCACAACAAAGACUUUGGCGCUUGGCGCAGGAUCCCCCGUCAUCUUCCUGACCCGCACGUCGACCACUGCGGAUGAGGAAGAGGUUCUGUUGGUGCGGACAAACGGCGAGGUUAUCAGCUUGGAUCCAGAGACACUUCAGAAGAAGUGGCAGAGCCCCCCUUCAACUCUCAAGCAUGGACUUGAGCCGGCUUCCCUUAAGGAGGAUCUCGAAAUUGAGUUCUGCAGCUCGGUUCCCGUGGCUGAUGUGGUCCAGGGGCUCUUCAAGGGCAACACGGCAUCGUUCAGCUUGUUUCCUGCCUCUACCCUCACCAAGGAUUCACCCACGGAAGUCCUGGUCCUGGUCUCGAGAUCUUCAUCCCAGCGCCACAUCCACGUCGCCGGCGCGCUUCCAAGCAAGCAGAACUCGCUCGGCCUGGGCCAAAAGAUUGCCGCAGUACACGUCGCUCCUCUACAGACUUCCUACGUCAGGUCACCUGGACAGGCCAAGCCACAGUACCAUCUCGAUGCACGGGCAGGCCAUCUUCUUGAGCUGGCAAACGACGUCUUGUCCACAUACGACUUGACCUUGAGCACACCCCGACCCGCCAACACGAUCGAGCUCGAGGAUGCGACUUCAUUCCUUCGGCUAACUCAGACAUCCUUGCUGUCAUCUGCCAAUUCCCAGCUCGACAUAUAUAACCCCCUGUACCGAUCGCUUCAAAGCUCGACGCCUCUCGAGAUUGAGAACAACGCCAACGUCUCCACCCAGAAGAUCGCGCUCGUCUCAUACUUUUCCAAGAUUGAGCUAGCCAUCGCCAUUGUGGACUCGAGCUUGGUGGCUAUCCAGCUCGAGGCCCCCAAGGCUCGGACAAAGAAGCGGCGCGCCGAGGGCUUACUCGUCGACUCGCUCGGUCGCGGCAUCAGCAACAAGGAACGCCAUCAGAACCUGACGUCUUUCCGUGUGCCCAAGCCCUCGGCUUUCGCCAACUACCUGCCAGGAUCCCUGAAGGAUAACUACUGGGACACGUGGAAGGCGGAGGAGGCCCAAGCCGACAAGCUGCUGGCUGAGAACAACAUCGUUGCAUUCGAGACCCUCCUUGCCCCCAAAUUCAGCAUCAAGAUUCUUGAUGAGUCCCAGGUCAACGGCGCGGCACAGGCCGACGACGUUGCUGCCGGGUCCUCGCCGGCUGGCCUCACCUGGAGAUGGCCAAGGACCCGGGAGUCGUACCACUAUGCCGACCGGCGCUGGAUCCUCUACGGCAUCAGCCGCGCCUUCAGCUGGAACAGCGAGCUCGCCGGCGGCGACGACACUGUGCCGCAGCUCACCUGCCAGCUGCCGCAGAGCAACCUGGUCUACUACCUCGUGGACGCCGGGCACCUGACCCUGUCCAACGUCAAGGCGGCAUUCCGCGAGUCUCUCGGCCACAGCGGCAAGUCCGACGCCCACAUCGCGGAGCAGCUUGUCCAGCGCCUGGCAGACCUGGACCCGUCCCUCGAGCUCCUGACAGCGUACAUCUCCGCGACCACUCUCAACGCCGUGGAGCUUCUCAUCGCCGUCCGCACGCUGAUGCGCAGCCUCGAGCUCGUCCAAGACCCGCGCCAGCCCCCGCCCAAGCUGCUGACGGACGGGUCCGUGGAGCAGGAGGAAAAGACCGAGGCCAUCGAGCAGAUGGAGAUUGACAGCCUCGAGGCGCAGGUCGAGCGGGCCGAGUCGUACCUCAACGGCGACGGCGGCAUCCGCGGCAGCGGCCUGAGCGUGGCCUUUGCCAAGCUCGCCAACUGCCCGGCCGUCGCGACCAUCAAGACGCUGCGCGCGACGUUCAAGCCCGAGGAGAUCCUGUCGCUCAUCUACCUGCUGCGCGUGGAGCUCGUCAAGGGCGCCUGGACCUCGCGGUACCUCGACGUGACCGACUUUGAGCAGAACGAGGACCUCGAUGCCCCGCCGGACAACAUCAUCAAGCUCAUUGCCGACCUGCUCGGCCGCUGCGUCGAUUCGCUCGGGCCCGGCGGGUGGCUGCUCAACGACGCCAUCCUGGCGGGGGACGAGUCGGGAGACUUCAUCUCGUCGCUCAAGCUCGAGGUCAGCGCCGCGCUCGAGGGCCUCGAGGAGGCCGUGUACCUGCGCGGCAUCGUCGGGGAGACGGUCAAGUACGCCGAGGCCGCCGCCGCCGUGGCCCACCUCACGACAGCCCCGGCUAGCACCAGCAGCACCACCACACCACAAGCAGCGACGAACGAGAGCACAGACGGCGCGAGAGGCGACGAGGGGGCAGCCAUCAUCUCUGCUACCAACGCAGUGGGCAAGGCCUCGACGGCGAAACCCCUGGCGCUGCACAUCCGGGAGCCUGGCUCCGAGGCGCUCCCCUUGGGUCUCAAGACGAAGCAGCAGGCUGUGACGACGACCAAGAUCGUCUCGGGUGGCGAGAUCCUGAAGCGCUCGAGCAGAGAGACGGGCCACCUCCGCAGUCAGCAGGUCGGGCCGUACUCGCUGGAGCGCAUCGCUAUCUGAGUUUGUCUUAUCUAUGGGGAGGAAAUAGGGGGGCGUCUCAGCGCACAGGUUGUCGAGGAAGAGAGAAGAGAAUGGGCCGAGUCGCUAUCGGGUAGCGUAUCCGGGCCGGAAGUCUUCCAGAAUGCGGAGAAGCAAGGCUGUGCUAGUGGGUGGGUGUCACAAGGUGGCGCAAAUGCCCCGCCCGGCUGAUAUGUUGAUUGACCAAGGCAUACUUACAAUAUAUACAGUUGGAGAUCAUGACGAAU
Molecule: messenger RNA, 3203 nt
Organism: Microdochium trichocladiopsis
Lineage: Eukaryota; Fungi; Ascomycota; Sordariomycetes; Xylariales; Microdochiaceae
Exons: 2
Coding region: 94-2958 (954 amino acids)
Source: RefSeq, a predicted model, not a curated record